Messenger RNA from Microplitis mediator, 4619 nucleotides. RefSeq lists its product as uncharacterized. Lineage: Eukaryota; Metazoa; Arthropoda; Insecta; Hymenoptera; Braconidae. The transcript is spliced from 6 exons. The coding region runs from base 566 to 2524 and encodes 652 amino acids. The record is from RefSeq and is a predicted model, not a curated record.
CGAACCAGUGUCGCGUCAGUCGUCGGCCGAACAGGUCACCGGUCUCGCUUCAUACGCGAGUCAGACUAACCCGGAUCGAAUCCCCACGGGGGAUUUUUUAUUAAUUUUUUUUUAUUUUCCUUAAAAAAAUUAGCCAAGUUCAUUCUAAUCAAUUCUUUCAUUUUUUUAUCCUCUAAUUAAAUUAUUAAUUUAGUUUAAAAAGUGUGUUAAGUGCAUUGAACAUUUUUAUUAUUAUUAAAAGGAUAAUCAUCGCUCUAUCGGUGAGUGUUUACUAAGUGAUUUAAUUUUUUUUUUUCUUGUGCUUUGAUUUUUAUUAUUAUCACUACUAUUAAUUAUAAUGAUGAUAAAGAAAUCACGAGUCAAAGGACCGAACUAAUCGGCCCAUAAGGAGAUUCAUCGCGUCUUGUAUCCAAGGUAGAUCGAGCGAGUCCCAGUAGCACGCUCGAAAUUGCACCAAGCUUGAACAUGGGGUCUAGAGGUCGUUGUAUCAAAGAUCGUUGGAGCAAAAUAUCAACGACAAAAGAGGAAAGGACAAUAGUGUAUAACUGAAAGUUGAUGUUGGGGUAUGGCCGCUACCGACGGACAAAUUGUCGUCGCUGCGGCGCGUUGGGCCGAAGAGGCGACAUAUUUGCGUGAGUUCGUAAGCAAGCAUCGUCUUCCAGCAGUAAUUAAGAUAACAAAAGGCCAGUAUGGCGGUCUGGGAGUCCCGACGUUGCCCGCGCCGAGUCUACAGAGCACCGCGCUCCUGGUGUCCGCUGGACGUAGGCGUAAAAUAGUCGCCCAGGCGGUUAAAAUCAAAGAGGGGCGUCGAGUAGUCGGUGUGGGACCAAGACUCGCGAUUCCAGACUCCUACCACGGCUACUUCGAGAUCCUCAGCGAAGAGGGUCGGGCCGUCCGUGGUAUUGAGUCCGUCAACGAACUCGCACGCCGCUGCCCUGAAGAGGGCGCACUAGUCCGCGAAACAAUACGCGGCAUUGCCUGCAAACUCGACGAUUCCAGCAACGUGAUCGCAGAGGGCACCAGGAGUCUCCUCGCUGGCGAAACAAUCUUGACAGCUGGUGAAGUUACUCUACCUGGCCGCGGGCGCUUUUUACGCUGCGUCGAUAGCCACGGUGAUAGCUUGCUCCUCAGCAUGGAGCAGCGUGGCCGCUUCAGUGCACUGGCUCGUGAAGAUAACAUCAGCGGCGUCCACACAGCCCGUGCACUUCUCAGUAAACGGCUGCCCUUGACCGUUCGUUUAGUCUAUGGGCAGCCACCUCGCGGUCUAAAAUCAUCUUCCCAAUUUCUUCCAGAACUUCGUCUACUCUCAACCUUCGAAGAAGAACACAUAUUCGCGCUUCCACUCCAGCGAGAAGGAGCCGCAGUCUCGCUGCCUCUAGCAGCACCUCUUAAAUUAGUGAAGGCUAGAAACGAAGACGUGUUACGUUCAAUGACUGAAUUUACACGCCUAGUCGACCGUUCUUCUCGCCUGGUCGCUGACGUCGCAGAUCGCGCUCACGUUCUCGAUGGAAGACUCGGUGAGAGCAAGCAGACCCGCCAAACAAGAAGUGCUGCGGCAUUCUUACGUCGUUCUGUCAGUUCUGACAGUGCAAAUAAUCACCAUCGUCACCAUCAUCACCACUACCAUCAUAAUCAAAAUGGCGGAGGCUUAAAUGGCAACAUAAAUUUAAGUCUCGGUAUUGGGCUGGGCCUAGGUCUAGGUCUAAGCGGAAACAGUUAUCGGGAUGAAAACCGCGUGCCCCAGUCCUAUACCGAAGACUACGAUGAAAUAGAUCAAAUUUACGAUUACGUACGUGGGUUCGCUCCCCUACCCAAGAGCGUGAGGUCGCCAUACGAAAGUCCCGUCAGCAGCACGGGAACUGGCAACCAAUUAAAUAGCAGUUCCAGUCCCCCGCUGACGCCAAUCACUGUAGCAAUCGCUCCAUUACUGGACGACCGGCCGGAACCUCCACCUAUCGAGACGAUUCCAACCAAGAAGAUGCAAGCGGAAAAACGCACCAGGCGCGCGGUCAAAGAUACGGGCACGCCACAAACUGGGCAACCGGGCACGCAAACUGGCCAACCCAUGCCUAGAGUUGAGAAACCACCGCUGGCCAAAUUGUACGUUAAAAACAGCGGAACUCAACGUGGCCGUCCGCUAAUGAGGCAGAAGAGCGCGUCGCCUUUGAAAGAAACUCCUCCAGGGUUCAAGGGAGGCUCGCCGCUUUUUAAUAUUCGGUACAAGAGUCUGACUAAUCUGCAACAAGCGAUGGAACUUGAUGGUACUCUUGAUUCCAGUCAUUCUGGCGGUAGAACCUCGGGCGAUUCGGGAGCAGGCGCCAAGCUUCCAGAAAAAAGAUCAAGGCGUCUCAGCAGACCUCGCUCACUUACCAAUCUCGUGUGGGAACUGCGCGGCAGCACAGUCGCUACCAGACCCGAAACUCCUCCUCCAGUUGUUGCGGCGCCACUGCCGGCGACUAAGUGUGGCGCGAGACUUGCUGUUACUGUUGUGGCGCCACGACGCGUUGGCACGCUCUACCUCUAACUCAUUCGACCGACGAAGGGAUGAUGAAGGCAAAGAGCGGUCCGAAUGAGACACUGACGGAUCUCCAACGUCUUUUAUUAAAAUCAAAAUUUCCACGUAGAGCUUAGCUUUCAUACGCUGAAAAAUAAAAUCCACCCGCGCGCAUUGUAAUAAAAAAAAGCAUACUUUAAACCUUGAAAAUAAAAUGCGCCGCGGAAUUAUCAAGAGCUGAUAAAUUAAUAUCAAUAAUUAGUUUACUGAUAACGGAAGCGUCUAGAGCGUCCAGAAUGCCAUAAUAAUGACAAAGUUUUUUUUCUUUUUUUUUUUUUAUUAUUAUUAUUAAUAAUUAUUGUUGUGGUUGUACUUAAGUCAUAAUUUUUUUAUUAUAAGACUAGUAAUUUUAUAUGAUUAGAAUGCCUUCCAGAGUAUCAGAGUGUUUUUUUUUAAUUCCCGAGAUUUUGUAUGGAUUUGUAUGAUUCUAAAUAGACAUAUCGAUUAUUUUAGAUUUAUCAUUUAUUCGAACAAAUGCACACCUCUUUCGUUUCUCGAGCUUUGAUUACAUUUCCAGGCUAAAUUAUCAAAGAUACGAAAAAAGUCAAUAAGGUCAAUAUUUAAGAGAAUUAAAUUUCCUGCAAAAAAGGUCCCUAUCAAUUUUUCAAUUAAGUCCAUAGUUUCGUAACUAUCUCCAUUUGAAGUAUCACUCCAAAAAUUUACCUAAAACCAAAACUAUAAUUUCCGAAAACUGGAAGUUUAAAUUAUGACUAAACUAUCAAAGUUGGAAAAAAUUGUGGAUAUCAAUUUUAUAGGAAUAGGAAAUUGAAUUUCCUGUGAAGAAGGUCAUAAUUAUUUUCAACCUGUCUAUUAUUUUAAAUGUAAAAGGACUAAAUACAUGAAAACUGUUGAGGUGUGCAUAUUUAUUUAAAUCUAAUUAUUGAUCAGCUUCCUCUUCGCUCUGUCUAUAAAAUACUCAAGCAACGAACGAGGAGAGAAAAAAGGCUGAUUGUUUAUUUAAUCGUGGCCCCCGCUCAUAAUAUUUUUUCUUAACCUUUAAAUAAGAUACAAAAAAAAAACUCGGGACCACUGUAACGAUUAACGAUCACGGCCAUUUUUGGUAUCUGGGCCUUAGUCUCAUUUUGUGAUUACUAUAUACAUAUUUUAAUUAAAAUACUAUUAUUGUAAUAAUUAAUUAAUUAUUGUAGACUAGGCUAGGCUUUUUUUUUGUUUAAAUUCGUCGUGAUUUUAAUCAGCGAACAAUGAAUUUUUUUAUAAUUUUCCAUUAAAGGCCAGUCGAUUUCGACUAAAAAUAUUUAAAUAAAAUCAACAAGUGUCCUUAGAAAAAAAAAUAUUUUUAUUGAAAUAAAUGUACUGCACUAUUGCAUCGAGAGAUUUAAUUAAGUGAUUUAAUUAUAUUAUUAUAAUUAAGUAUUUAUCGUAACAAGUGUUAGUUACGAUGUUUUUAAUAUUAAAACAUAUGCAUUUUUUUUUUAUUAUGUUUAGUUUUCUUCAAUUUAUUAUUAAUAUUAAAUAAUUAAUUAAUAGUUAUUAUUAUUUUUAUUAUUAAUAUUAUUUUUUUUUUUACUUGUAUGACGAAGGCACUCGGUCCCCUUUACGAUCGAACCAUUGUGUUAUUAAUCGAUUUAUCGGUUAAUAUUACGCGGGUGUUCUUUAAUAAUCUCUAAUAGUUGCCACGUUGACUGGAAAUUUUUUUUUCGCGGUUUUUGCGGUUUGGGGAAAAGCGGGACAAAAUGGAUCAUUUGAUAACCAGGACUUGUGGGUACUCGUUCGAGAGAAUAUUAAAAGAUUUACCUGAUCCAGAAGAUAAAUUUUGAAAAAAUAAAAAUUUUUAAUUUUUUUCAAAAAAUUUAGAAAAUUUUUUGUUUCUACAAAUUUGGAUUGUGCUCAUUCUUUUGAGAGUAAAUUAACUUACUGACUCAGCAAAUAAACUAAAAAAAUAAAAUACUUUUAAAACUCGCCGGUAACCAAGUACCCAUUUUGCCCCAGCUUUUAAAAAAUACACUGAGAAAACAGUUUAUUUCAUUCAAAUAAAUAGAUUUAUUUUAAACUAUUGAGAAGUAUUUAUUUUAUAUAAAUAAACUUUAUUCGAUUGAAAUAAAUA